This is a messenger RNA of Cutaneotrichosporon cavernicola, 522 nucleotides long. RefSeq lists its product as uncharacterized. Lineage: Eukaryota; Fungi; Basidiomycota; Tremellomycetes; Trichosporonales; Trichosporonaceae. Bases 1 to 522 code for a protein of 173 amino acids. The record is from RefSeq and is a predicted model, not a curated record. The transcript has 3 exons.
AUGACGGAACACAGGCGACACACCGUGGAGCGUACCGCCGACGACUUCAAAACGAUGGGCGCGAACGAGCGUUCAGCGAUUUUCUCCUCGCUCUCCUUUGGCAGCUUUCGUGCCGUGUCACACGCCGAGAUCGAGGCCAUGAUCCCCGUCUUUGACGACAUCAUCAACCUCUCCGCACCGGCGCCCCAUUCCUGCCAGCGUCGCUCUCACGAACCACGCAAGGCUACCAAGCCUGACGACAUGCAAUUCAAAGAGACGAGCGUGGGCGAGGAUUGGCCUGUCGAGGAGGACGAUGACAACUGGGCUACCCAGGACGAGUACUGGGAUCCCGAGGAGGAGGCUGAGGAUGGCGAUGAGGUAGAGGAGCAAGGUGAGGAGGGUGGCGGAGAGGGUGACACGGAGAACAGUAGCGACAACAACAGGCUCGUCCGCUAUCCCAACCAAGGCGAAGAGGGCGCCGCGAUUGGCGGCCAGUGGGCCGCGAACACCGACUACGACGAGGACGAGUGGCACGGCUUGUGA